Corythoichthys intestinalis (scribbled pipefish) is the source of this 2134-nucleotide messenger RNA. RefSeq names its product ATPase H+ transporting V0 subunit cb (gene atp6v0cb). Bases 242 to 703 code for a protein of 153 amino acids. The record is from RefSeq and is a predicted model, not a curated record. Lineage: Eukaryota; Metazoa; Chordata; Actinopteri; Syngnathiformes; Syngnathidae. Gene Ontology annotation, biological process: proton transmembrane transport. Gene Ontology annotation, cellular component: membrane; proton-transporting V-type ATPase, V0 domain. The transcript has 3 exons. Gene Ontology annotation, molecular function: proton-transporting ATPase activity, rotational mechanism.
CUGGUCAGGUGAUAUUUUCCGCUUCGCCAUUUUGUGCCUCUGCGCCGGGUAUUUAUCUCAAGAGUCGUGACUGAGUUGCUUACACCGCUGACUGCGAGUUUAGGUAGACACAUCUUCCCCCUUCGUCAUCCGCCUCCUCCAACCCAAGCUUGUGGGCCUUCACCUGGGUUUCCCUUUUCGCAGUCGACGUCGUCGCCUCCUCAUUUUUUAGUAGCUUUUUGUUUAUAUAUCGCGUGGAACGAUGUCGGCCGAAGCUCCAGAAUACUCCCCGUUCUUCGCUGUGAUGGGAGCCUCUGCAGCAAUGGUUUUUAGCGCUUUGGGGGCGGCCUACGGCACGGCCAAGAGUGGCACGGGCAUCGCCGCCAUGUCUGUGAUGAGGCCAGAGCUCAUCAUGAAGUCCAUCAUCCCCGUGGUCAUGGCGGGUAUCAUCGCUAUCUAUGGCCUCGUUGUAGCAGUGCUGAUUGCCAACAAUAUUACAGAGAGGGUCAGCCUCUACAAGAGCUUCCUCCACCUGGGAGCCGGUCUGAGCGUGGGCCUGAGCGGGCUGGCAGCCGGCUUCGCCAUCGGCAUAGUGGGCGACGCGGGCGUGAGGGGUACGGCUCAGCAGCCACGGCUUUUCGUGGGAAUGAUCCUCAUCUUGAUUUUCGCUGAGGUCCUGGGUCUCUACGGGCUCAUCGUCGCCCUCAUUCUGUCCACGAAAUAAACCAAGCGCCGCAGCACAUCGCCACUACAAGAUCAGUCCUCCGUGUCGCUGCUGAAGGAGUGUAAAUUGUGUGAGUGUGUGCGUGCGCCUACCCGUGUGCACUUGAGGGGGUAUUUGUAAAAUUUUCUGAAACACAAAGUGGAAAAAGAUAUCUAAAAAAACAAAGGAUGAAAAUGGCUCCGUGAUAGGAUCCCGUCUUAAAAAUGUGUACAAAUCUGAUAGUCUACUUGUAAAUGCGCAAUGUAGUGAUUCGUCCGUCGUGUGUGUGUGUGUGUGUGCACGCGCGCGUGUGCGUGCGUGUGUUUCAAAGCAAUUGUAUGAUAAAGAUUCUUCCCCCCUCACUUAUUUGGGGACUGGAGCCAUGGUCUUUGAAGAGUUGACCAAAGGGCAGCACAUCUUUUUUUCUGUUGUGGGAUUGCAUUAAUCUUGAGGAUCUAUUUGUAAAAUGGACUUUUUUUUUUUCCCCUCCUCUCCGCUGAUUUUAUUUAUAAGAAAAUUGUCCAUUAAAUUCUUGAAAUGUAUCAAGUCUUUAAACUUCCCAGGAUAUACAAUAUAUAUUUACACAUAUACAGACAUAGAUAUCUCUAGAUAGGGUUAAUUGUGCUAAGUGGUUGGAAUUCUUCUGGAUGUAAUUGUUGGUUUCAUCAUUGACUCUCUGUCGGGCCGAGAGUUGUCAUGUGUAGCUGUAUACGAAUCAUGACAGCAAACAUUCUCAGUGUUUUCCUGUAGUACUGCUGUUUGCAUUAAAGGUGUGCGUUUAUGCCCAGUGUCGGGUCUACAAAACGCUCCUAUCUGCUCUUCGUCGCCCCAUCAUCUGUGGCUGUACCUUAUUUCCUCACAUUCCAUCUGUUAAAAUCCUGCAUGUGUUGUGUUUUGUUACGGUUGGAUUAUGAAACUGAAGGGUUUCAAAAGACGUAUUCCAGCUCAAACCUGUACUGCCCUGUUUAUCAUAAAAAAACAAACAAAAAAAAACCGGGUUAUCUCCUUUUGUGUCUAUCUUUGGAUAUUCUAGCAUUACAGAAAUGGUUUUACUUAGAUUUUUUUGUAUUUUGGUUUAAGGAUUUUUGUAUAUUUUAUCACUAGUGUCUGACAGAGCCUUUUAAACAAAAUUGGAAAGGAGCCUUGAUUUUGACCCUUUAUUUCCCUUGUAACCUAAAAAAAAAUGUCCACUAUGGUUCUGAGUGGUACAUUUGCUAUAGGUAGACUGAAAUGAAUCAUUUAUAUGAGGAAAAAGUGCAAUUCAUUUUACAUCUAGUUCUUCAAAUGUUUGGCCUGGAGUACGUUUCCUGAAUCUCUUUUCAAUGCGAUUACUGACACGUCAAUCUCACAACUCUGUACGUAUUACCACUGCUAUUAUCCUAAUGUGUCGACGUGAAUGUUUCCGCAAGCAAAUUAAAGAUUCCAACUUAGAUUUGGGUGGCUUUCCAAAAA